This is a messenger RNA of Myxocyprinus asiaticus (Chinese sucker), 2617 nucleotides long. RefSeq names its product E3 ubiquitin-protein ligase synoviolin. Bases 197 to 2050 code for a protein of 617 amino acids. The record is from RefSeq and is a predicted model, not a curated record. Gene Ontology annotation, cellular component: cytoplasm. NCBI's taxonomy places the organism in Eukaryota, Metazoa, Chordata, Actinopteri, Cypriniformes, Catostomidae. The transcript is spliced from 16 exons.
GGCAGGAACGAAUACUCACCGGAAGUGAGGUGGCCUUUCUCAAGAGCAAGCGAAAAAUAAACACGUAGCCGUCAAGGGGCUAAGACUACAAGAGGUUGGAAACAGCAAUAUCGCUUUUAGAUGGAAGAAUAAUAACGAGUCGCAGUUAUUUGAAGCUGAACGCAUAAAAAGCGGAUUCCUGCGACAGUAGUGCAAGAUGGUGCGAGACACUCUUGUGACAGCCACCAGUUUGGCACUUACUGGGGCGGUGGUUGCCCAUGCUUACUUCCUCAAGAAUCAGUUCUACCCAACCGUGGUAUACCUUACCAAAAGCAGCCCCAGUAUGGCAGUUUUAUACAUUCAGGCUUUCGUGUUAGUAUUCCUUCUGGGAAAAUUAAUGCGCAAGGUCUUUCUCGGGCAACUGAGAGCUGCCGAAAUGGAGCACCUGAUUGAGCGCUCCUGGUAUGCAGUGACUGAGACCUGUUUGGCCUUUACAGUGUUUAGGGAUGAUUUUUCCCCUCGAUUUGUGGCCCUUUUCACUUUACUGCUUUUCCUCAAGUGCUUCCAUUGGCUGGCUGAAGACAGGGUGGACUUUAUGGAAAGGAGUCCAAAUAUCUCAUGGGUCUUCCACUUCAGAGUUCUCUCUCUGAUGUUGUUGCUGGGAGUGUUUGACUUUCUAUUUGUCAAUCAUGCCUGUCAUAGCAUUAUAACAAGAGGAGCAUCAGUACAGUUGGUGUUUGGUUUUGAGUAUGCCAUUCUGAUGACUAUGGUUCUCACCACCUUUAUCAAGUACACAUUACACACGAUUGAUCUGCAGAGUGAGAACCCAUGGGACAAUAAAGCUGUCUACAUGCUGUACACUGAGCUCUUUACAGGUUUCAUCAAGGUGCUCUUGUAUAUGGCGUUCAUGACCAUAAUGAUAAAAGUACACACCUUCCCUUUGUUUGCCAUUCGACCCAUGUACCUUGCAAUGAGGCAAUUCAAGAAGGCAGUAACAGACGCCAUCAUGUCCCGACGGGCCAUUCGUAAUAUGAAUACUCUCUAUCCAGAUGCCACCCCUGAAGACUUGCAAGCCACUGACAAUGUGUGCAUCAUCUGUAGAGAAGAGAUGGUGACUGGAGCCAAGAAACUUCCAUGCAACCACAUCUUUCACUCUAGUUGCCUUCGCUCAUGGUUCCAAAGGCAGCAGACAUGUCCUACCUGUCGAAUGGAUGUUCUGAGAGCCUCCCAGCCAAAUCAGACUCCUGCCCCACCUCCUCCACAGGCACCUGCCCCUGCCGCUCCUGCUAAUGUACCUCCACUAGUCAACGUUGCCCCAGGUAUGAUGCCUCAGUUUCCUCCAGGAUUGUUUCCGUUUUGGGGUCCUUUCCCUGGCGCUCCUCCUCCUCCUGCUGCCCCAGGUGCUCAGGCAACUACUGACACUGCUCAGGCCAGUGCCGAUGGAACGCAGACACAGGGAGCAGAAUUAGGAGCCAGCAGCUCUACUCAGCCUACUGCGGACAGUGCCUCUGCUGCUCCUGGAGCCAUUCCUGGAUUCCCCUUUUCCAUGCCACCGCCUUUCCCAUCAGCUCCAUGGCUGCCGAUGCCUCCACCUCCACCGUUUAUGUCAUCCAUGCCUCCUCCACCAUCAACUCUGUCCACCAUGUCAGAUGCUGAGCUCAGAGAACUGGAACAAGAGGGCAGGCGAGGUUUGGAAGCCAGGCUGCAGUGCCUUCACAACAUCCACACGUUGCUGGAUGCAGCCAUGCUCAACAUUCACCACUACCUCAGCACGGUGGCUACAUUAAGUCCUCCUAGAUCAGAAACCAACACUGGUGAGACGAGUGCAUCAGCUGAUACAGAGUCCUCUCCCACCACGGGCAACAUGGAAAACCCCAGUCAGGAGAAUGAGGCUCAAACCACUGGAUCUGUAAAUGGAGCUACAGGCUUUUCUCAGCCAGACUCAACCACAGAAGGGAACAAAGAAAGGAAGGAAGAGGAGUGUGACGAAGACGACAGCGAGCCGGGUGCUGCGGAGUUGAGGAGGCGUCGCCUCCGCAAGCUGGAGACGACGCAACCUCCUGACCACUAAUGACAUGAUCCAUUAAAACAUGCAAUUGUGAAUUAAAUUCAGACAGUAGCAAUGCUUCUCACUGAUUUUUUUUGGCACCUGGCAUGCUUAGAUGUCAAAUUAUCCGAGAAACGCUCGUGUUCUUAGUUAUUUAAGUGCGGCACAUCAAGACACUUUGCUGUACAAUGGAUUUGUCAAGUGUAUGGAAGAUACUCAGGUAGAGAACUGGUUUCUGGUUAAUGAUGCGUGAAGAAAGGAUCCUCACAAGUCAGUUAUCACAUUUGAAUCAAGUAUUGCAUCUGGUCAGACUUUUCAGUGUGAUUUGUAUCAGAGGACGAGUGUUCAAAGAAGAAAGAGGUCUUUGGAAUUUUUUUUUUGUGCCCUUAAAAUUUUAUGUUUCUUCCUCUUUGUGCAUUUUCAUUAUUUCUAGUUCAACAUAAGUUAUAUUUUUCCCCCUUAGGUUUAAUUUGGCUAUGGGUGAGAUAUGACCAUGAACCAAACAUUGGUGUAAAAUAACUUACUGUACAUAAUGUAUAAAGUGUUUUAAUAGGAUUUGUACAUACUGCACAAUAAACUGUUCAAGACAGA